Scatophagus argus is the source of this 7897-nucleotide messenger RNA. It is a transcript of the gene rusc2, whose product is annotated as RUN and SH3 domain containing 2. The record is from RefSeq and is a predicted model, not a curated record. Gene Ontology annotation, cellular component: cytoplasmic vesicle. The coding region runs from base 377 to 5419 and encodes 1680 amino acids. Lineage: Eukaryota; Metazoa; Chordata; Actinopteri; Scatophagidae. Gene Ontology annotation, molecular function: protein binding. The transcript has 13 exons.
CAGGCGGUGACCUCAGGGUGACGUGCCGCUCCGGCCCAGCCCAUCUGACGAUGCACCGCCGCUGUCUGCCCUGCAGUCUCUCAUCGAGAAAACAACAUUCCCACACGUCAAGGACUAGCAUCCCACCAGCCCGGUCAUACACAGCUACUCAUGCUUUGUGUCGACAAGAGGCCUAAUGUCUACCAACUGCGGCAAGAUGUACCACUCUGACCACGGUGUUGACUUACCUGACCUCUCUUUCCAAAUCCCUGGCAGCCCUGCAAAGUCAGGCCCAGCCAACAGUGUGUGAAUAUAAACUACAACAUCAUCACAUCACCUUCCCUGUCCCAUACAGAGUCUCCCUCUGCUCUAUUCCCACCCUCUCUUCCCCUGGACCAUGGACAGCCCCCCGAAGCUGUCAGGCGAGACCCUGAUUGUGCAUCAUAUCCCUCUAGUGCACUGCCAGGUGUCAGGUGCGCGGCAGGGUGGCUGUGGAGCCUCACUGAAAAGGAGCAACCCGUUUAGCCCACCGGAGAAUCUGGGCUUGAGUCGCACCACUUCCCUUCCCGAGAGGGAUGUCCUUCAGAGAGAGGCUCUGCUUUACAGCAGCCUGAUACAGACCUCCGGUGGCUCCUGGUCCUCUCACAACGGAGGAAGAGAGAAUAAGGGUGGCGGCAGAGGAGGCAGCACAGCAAGUGAUGAUUCAUCAUUUACCUCAAGCAAUUCAGAGGACCAACUGAUAACAGCUCACACAUUACCCAGAGCCAAACCAAGGAACAGAAAUCCACUGCGUCAUAAUCCAUUCCUGCUGAAUACCGAAGAUGACGAGGAUGCAGAGGAGGAGGAGGAGGAGGAUGGCGACAAUCUCAGUGGUUACCUUGAAGACUCCUCCUUUCACCUCCACAGUCACACUAACUCUGCCCUUGAUGACGGGAUGGCUUCUUUCCACUUACACGACCUUGGCUUUGCUUCUGAGCCCUUUCUUUUGCACAGCUCAGUGGGUGGAAGCAGUCGGGAGUCCCUGAGAGGCAUAUCCUCGGAUCUGUCCAACCACCUAGAGGACCUGGACAUUUUGGGAUUAGACAGCCAGCGGCGGCAUGGCAGCAGUGGUUCCAACAUGUCCAUGGAUUGUGGGGAGCAUGACUGGGGGGAUGACGAAGAAGAAGAUCAUCCUAUGAGGUGCGGGCGAAGUAGCAAGACAGGCUCCUACUCCUCAAGCUCCUCCACACAGCACUGCUCCUGCUGUGCACUCCAGAACUACCCUCACCACUUCCCUGAAGCCUUCCCUGAGCCUUUCUCAGAAUGCCAACAAGGCUAUGGUAGUGACUCCUCUUGUAACAGCUCAGAUGGUGUGCUCGUAAACUUCAGCGCCAUUUACAACAAGAUGAACAAUGGUGUCCCAGAGAAGCCACCACCCUCUGUGCACACCAACCUCAACAGCUCCACUGACCACUCGUGCACAUCAUCUGUUUCUGAUCCACCAGGAAACCAGCGAGACUCAGCUAGCGGGGCUUUCUAUUUGGACCUUCACACCUCCCCAACUGAACCUCCCCUCUUACAGCAACAGCCCUCUUGCCUUGGUAGCACCUUCCCUCUCAUCCGCGAACCAAACCUUUCUACCUCCUCUACGUGCUCCUGUGCUGUGGAGCACCAGGGGGCUCUUGACCUUGAUGCCAACUGCAACUCCUACCAUCCUCCACAUUCUGGGUCCUCUGGAGACAUUGCAUCCUGUCUGGAGAGUCAGGCACGCCUGGUUGUUGCCACACAGAACUACUACAAGCUGGUUACCUGUGACCUUUCCUCACAGUCGUCUCCUAGUCCCGCAGGCUCCUCAGUCAACAGCUGCUCCGAUGAACACAGCAAAGGCAGCCCCACCCUGACCCAGCCCAGUGAAUAUUUCUUGUUCAGACAGCGACCUGAUGAGGAGGGCAUGGAAGAAGAAGUUGAAGAUGAGGAGUCAUCUAGGCGAGAUAAAGAUGAUGAAGAUGAAGAGGAUGAGGAGGAGAAGAAAAAGAAUCAGCAGACAGCUGCUGGAGCUGAAGCUGCUGCUUCUGUGAUUGAAGGCCAGGUGUACGUCAACAUUUCUCCUCCUCUGGCUGGCCGCGGAUUUAUAGGAGGUGGAGCCUCCUCAGGAAGCCGUCCCCGCUCUCGCAGCUACGACCGCAACCUGGACAAGUCUCCAUCUCCUCGACUUGGAUCUCUGGAGCGCAUGUUGAGCUGCCCUGUCCGCCUUAGUGAGGGUGCCUCCCCAGCCCCACCUCCUCCUCCACGUGUUACUUCCUUCGCGGAGAUUGCAAGAAGCAAACGCAGAAACGGAGGUGCAGGGGGGUCACCAUCGCUUAAGGCAGCUGCAGAUCCUUUUUCCUCCACUUACUCAACCCACUCACACUCCUCGGUAGAUUUCUCUCCAAUUCCAGAGCGGCAUGUGGAGGCUGACAGCCGCGGCCUGUCACCUGUACCCUUUACCAGAUGUUACAGUCAAGGCAGCAUUGAGCGACACCUGGAGGGGGCGAGGGAGACCAGGGCCAAGGCUGAAGGUGGUCUGUCGGCUUCCUCAGACAGCAGCCCAGCAGUGGUCCGCUACAGGAAGGACCAACGGCCCACCACCCUCCCCAUCCAGCCUUUCACCUUCCACCAUCAGUUCACGUCCAAACCCCCGCAGCCCAAGCCUCUGCUGCCUCUGCUCACAGGCUACGUUUCUGGGAUGCAGGCUCGCUCCAGCUCCGGCUCUGGUUCUGACUCUGGAGGUCCGGUGGGGGAAGACAGUGAAGAUGUAGCUGAAAAUGUGCCCAGGUACCAGGGGACAGCCCCUCCUCCUGGAUCAGUUCGACCUUCCCCUCUUGGGAGCUACUCCCCAGUUCGGCUCCAGGGGGCGCACAGCUCUUCAACAUGUUCGACCUGCACCCCAAGCCCUCAGCCACCACACAGCCUCUCCUGCCCGCUUUCAGCAGGUCUUGGCCCCCUGCGCACCCCGCCAACAGGGAAACAGGAAAGGGGCUCAGGGCAGUUACCAUCCACCCCUCCACCUCCAUCUCUGGGGUUGAAGAGGGGGACGGUCCCUCCAAUGCUGCCGGUGGUGCACGCACACUGUCUCCAUCGUGGAUCUCUGGUCAGUUUACCAGCACUUCACAGUGACACACUGAGCCCGUUGGGCUGUCUGGAUUCUGGAAAUCACAUGGAGGGAAGCAAAGGACCUGGAGCCAGGACACAUAAUGCACAUCACCUUUCCCCCCAGGCUCUGAAAUGGAGGGAGUACCGUCGCCGAAACCCUCUGGGAGUGGAGAGGGUCUCAGGGGGCCGUGCUGGUAACCUGGAACCCCGAAGGGGUGGGGGACCACGACCUGCCAGACGGAAUGUGUUCGAUUUCCCUUCAGCUCUUUCUGGCCACACUCUGGGACGGCUCAAUGCAGUGGGCCAAUCAGCUAAGCUGCAGCGGAGCUUCAGCGACUUUCAGCCGGACUACUUCUCCUUGACUGAGAAGCCUCCGGAGGAGUUCUGCCUCUCCCCUGAUGCUUCAACAUCCUCCUCCUCCUGCUCUUCCUCACAGUCCCACAUCUCUGUGGACCUGACGCAGAAGAGAGGUUUGGUGAAAGCCGUGAACACAGCAGUGGAUCUGAUUGUGGCACACUUCGGUACCAGUCGAGACCCAGAUGUGAAAGCUAAACUGGGGAACAGCUGGGUGAGUCCCAACGUGGGUCACCUCAUCCUGAAGUACCUGUGCCCGGCCCUGCAUGAGGUGCUGCAGGAUGGUCUGAAGGCCUACAUACUGGACCUGAUCAUCGGACAGCGGCGCUGCAAGCCUUGGACCCUGGUGGAAGCCUCCACACAGCUGGGCCCGUCCACACGUGUUCUUCACAGCCUGUUCUCAAAGGUGAGCCAGUACUCUGAGCUCACAAGCCACAGCAUGAGACUGAACGCCUUCAUCUUCGGCCUGUUAAACCUAAAAUCUUUGGAAUUCUGGUUCAAUCAUCUCUACACACAUGAAGAUAUUAUAGCAGCACACUACAACCCGUGGGGUUUCCUUCCCUUGUCGCAGGGAGCAUGUCAGCCACUCUUUGAAGAGCUCCUCCUCCUGCUGCAACCGCUGUCGCUCCUCCCCUUUGACCUGGACCUACUGUUUGAACCGCACCUCCUCCAAAAAGGCCAGGAACACCUCCGUCGCAAGGAGCAGUUGUGCUCUGCAGGCCAGAGUGUCGACCAGUCAACACACUCCACCUUCCAGCUCAUGAGAGGUUGGAGCACCACUGUGAGCGAGAUGGUCAGAGAUUCAAGUGCGGAGGUGAAGAAAGAGAGGGCGGUGCUGAGACGAGAGGGAACAUGGCCAUGGAUGGAAGGGGUUGGGUCGAGAAGAGAUGGAGCCAGGAUGAAUUCUCGGCUGAGUAAAGAGGGGGCAACAACUGACAACAUGACAGCCGGGCCUGUCAACAGACAGACAAUGAUGGAAGUAGGGUUUGCUAAUCUCUGGAAGGAGAGGGGGAUGGGUGGUCAAAGAGUAAAAGGCGUAGGACAAGAGAGCCAAGGAGGAGAUGAGAAUGGACAUGAGAAGGACAAGAGGAAGGAAAAAGAGAAGGAUAUGACAGAUGAGGGGCGUCAGCGACAAGACAGACAGGCUGGCUGGUGGUACCAGCUCAUGCAGUCCUCCCAGGUUUACAUUGAGCAAUCCACAGAGGGGUCAAAGUUUGUUAAGACUGAGAAGAGAAAGAAGUCAUCAGAGAGACGACAUGGCCAGCUACCGCCCACCAGAGAGGGAGUGGUGGAGGGAGCGGAGUCAAGCCAAGAAGGGGAAGGGUAUAGAAGCAGGAAAAGUAGCAGUAGCUCUAGCGGGGAGUCAGCUGGAGCCAGGGGAAGGUCUUCAUGGAUGGGCAGCCCACCAGAGUCCGUUAUCAACCGGGAGAAAGAUACCAAACCUCUGAAGGUCACAGGGACUGGAGCGCAAGCUGCAGCCCAAGAAGAAAGCCCCUCUCAGGGACAGAGUCUACGCUGGGGAAGACUCUUUGGAUCUCGUGUUGGUUCUCCCUCAAGAGCAGAGGGAGCUGAACAGAGGGCAAAAGCUCCCACGACCAGGCCACCAUCAGGCUGGCUUGCUCUGGAUAGGUCUGUUCUUGACCUCGUAGCUCAGACUAUUGGAGCAGGUGGCAAGAAGGCAGAGCCUGCAGCCACUCCCACUCACACCCAAACCACACCGCCACUGAGGUCAACCCAACCAACUGAUGCCAAACAACAGUCUACGUGUGAAGUACGAGCAUUGUGCCACCACAUAGCCACCGAGCCCGGCCAGCUGAGCUUCAACAAGGGGGAUAUCCUGCGGGUCCUGAGCAAAGCUGACCCAGACUGGUUGCUCUGCUCCCUGGGCAACACGCAGGGCCUGGUUCCCAUCAUCUAUGUCACUCUCAAAACCAUGGAGGACAGCCAGGAUGCCACUGGACUCGGGCAGUGCUGAGCCAAAGCUGUCCCACGAGGAGUCAAUGCAAGAUGAAGGAAAGCUGCUUUGGAGACAGAGGUUCACUGUACCACAGUCUACUGAAAACUUGACUUAGUUUGAGUGAAGUUUGAGAUAUCUGUACACUGGGGACAAGUCCUGAAAAAACAAAACAUUGCAGAAAUCGUGAAGAUCAUGAAGAGGAUGUACAGGCACAUAACAAGGAAGCAUGCAAACUCAAACACAAACUCACAUCCGCUUCAAGGGGACAUCCACACAAGUGUGCAUGCAUACAUCCAAAAAACCAAAAGACCAGACAAGAAACAAACCCAAAGACACUCCAAGACACCCUUCUCUCUCUGCGUGAAGCCGUGCCACUAGCUUAACUGUGUAACUGUCCAGUCUAUAUAUCACCCAUCUCGACAGAACAAAGAGGGGCUACUCAUAAAUUGGAAUUUUCACAAUAUAAUAUAUGCCAUGCUUAGCUGCACUUUGCUGUACUGUCUGCACAUUCACCUAGCUGUGCCACGCUCUGAACACAGAGCUCAGUUAUUGCCCUCAGUCAAGCGCCGGCGUCGGUUUGACUUACUUGAUCUUUUUAAUUCAUGCGGUGACUUUUUUCAUAGCGAGAUUUAAGGUGGAUGACGUAAAAGCAAAUGUUGUUAACUUUCUGAUCCGCUCCCACUGCAGAGGUGAGAUUCAGCACGUUGUUAUGAGGAGAGUAGGAGAUCAGACACCAGUUUGUUUCGAUGGCUGUUCACUCCAAGGGAAAAGAGUGCAAAAGGAGUGUUUCCAUUCCCCGUCUGCGAUCGCAACUCAUCAAAGCCUGUUUAUAUGGAAAUGAAGGAAUGGGUGCACUGAAAAGCAAAUUGCCUUUCCCCCGCCCUCCUUUCCCUCAUAAGGACACAGCUGGGAUGAAUCAGUGAUUGACAGUGCUUAAGUUAACCUUGCCAAAAUGCCAACUUUUUGCCCUACAGUCCCGUUGCACUUGUGUUCCUGCAGUGUCCUGCACCUCGACACCCUCCUCGAUGUCUCAUCAAAGGACGCUUCACGGCUUUUGAAGCGAGCGACUGCAGCCUGUGCUGUACAUUUUGAUCUAUCGGUACAUACUGUAAAUGCAUAUGUGACUUAUACAUGUGGUGAGUUCUGUUUAUUUAUUGACCAGUCCAGUCAGCUGAGGGAAGCAUCUGAAUGGACAGUUGCAGAAAACAGGGAAGGAUGUCCAAUGAAAGCAUAGCAAAGCAUAGCUGUGGAGAUGUGUGGGAGGCAUUUUUUUGAAUGUGUUGGGGCACGAGCCAAGAAACUCAUAGCCAACAAUAUUAUGGGUAAUUAUUAUCAUUGCAUUAGUUAUUGUUUGUAUCGCAUUUUGAGAGGAGUAAAUGAUCGUGUCUAUGCCUUAAAGCGCUUGAAGAAAAAAAGGGAGAAUUAGCGACUAGUGACCUAAUAUUUGACCUUACGUUGUAUUUUGUAUAAGCUAUGAUGUGUCUAACUUGCCAUGUUCCCCAGAUUUAUGUCUACAGAGAUUCUUGUUGCUUCAGAGACGAGUAUUGUGAAGGAAUAGAGACAAUACAGACGUGAUAUUUUUUUGAUGCUUAAAGGGAAACCCCAACACAUUUUGUGAUGGUGGCUCUAUGGGCAUUUAGUGUUGCUGUGUACGUGGUACCAGUCAUGCCCAGGUGGAAAAUGUGGCCUUAGGUUCAAAAAGAGUUGGCGAAAAUGACGGCUGGAUAGAUGUGAAGUGCAUACAGAUGCCCAAUCCAAAUAAUACACAUUAUAAAAUGGUAAAAAAUAGUACAUUUAUUAAAUAAAUGAAUGCUUGUGUAGUAUUUUGAAAAAACUUUCAUAGGAUAUAAUUUUACCACUUUAAUUUUCAUUUUGUUGCGUUCUUGUACAGUUUGUACAGUCAUUUAAUUUCAGUAAAAACAAUUUAAUGCUUCAUUUUCAUUGAACUGUAAAUAUAUUUAAAUCCUUCAAAGAUUAAUUUCUGCCACAGAGUUGUAUGUAUGAAUGUUUGACUUAUUCAUACAUUUAUGUUUAAUACGGGAAGCAGGUACAAGCUUUAGUUUCAGUGCUAACAACCGGGAUGCUGGCCGUGUUAGUGGGUAGGAGCCAGGCAGUUUGCUGUUCAUUGACAUCCUGUUCACAUAGGACAGACAGAAAUAAACACACAGUAGUGAUAAAACCAGAGUGACUCGGAGGCUCAGGGGUAAGAGACAAAGACAGAUUCAUAUUUGAUUUGGCUUUUGAUUAGAUGAAAAUGUUGUGCUUUAGGAGUCACAUAAACGAGAGGAAGAAAGACGCUGUGUGCCGUCUUUCUUUCUCUCUUUGUUUUUAAACUGCUUUCUCUCUCCCUGGCUGCCUCCUCCUGCCUGUAAAUACCUUCAGCAUAAGGGACACUGCUCUUCUCUCUGCGUCCAGGCUAUAUGACGUAUACGUAUGACAUUAUCAAACUACUAUGGAUGUUAAAUAACAAAGUGCUCAUGUGAUCACAAACUUAAA